Molecule: messenger RNA, 315 nt
Organism: Lottia gigantea (owl limpet)
Lineage: Eukaryota; Metazoa; Mollusca; Gastropoda; Lottiidae
Exons: 1
Coding region: 1-315 (104 amino acids)
Source: RefSeq, a predicted model, not a curated record
AUGAAAGUAGAAGAUUUUUCAAGUAGCAACCAGCCAAAUCCGGUUCAUUUUGUGGCAGAAUCACGGUAUUUAAAAACACAACCGUUUACCCAUCCAGAAGAUCAAAUUUUUACUGGUAAAGCAUGGGAAGAUUGGCUUGAAGGAAUAGAAAUAGAAUUCCGAAAUUUUAGAAUUACUGAUCCAAUAGAUAAGAAAGACGCCAUGAUUAUUUACGGUGGGAAAGAAAUUGCCAGAUUAGAUAAAAGUUUACCAAAUCAGGUUGCAGAUGAAGAACAACCAGCCCUCGAUGAUUAUAUGAAACUGAGAAAUAAAUGA